UAAAAAAAUUUUCCCUUGUUGUUGGUGGUGUUGGACCCUCUCCUUUCACCCAGGCUUUUCAGACAGCUUUGUUGGUAGAAAAAUGCAGGGACGAAUGAUUCAAAAUGAAUGAAUGAAUGAAUGGAGGAAGAUGAUGCUCUUCUGGGACAACCAUUGAAUUUCUUACAUCACUACAUGCUUUUUCUUUUGGAACCUUCCAUUCCAUUCCUUAUGGUUUGAAGCUGAUCAGGAUCUGUUUUACCUGUUCCGUUUGAGUUUCAGAACCAUGCAUAUAGGUCAGACAGAUACAACUUCUGUGAAAUGUCUGAUCAACAGCAUUUCUCGAUUCAUUCAUCUGGUUUCAUGUCAAACAAUGAAACCUAUGCCCUUUCAGAAGAUCUGUAAUAAUAUGGUUGGGGUGUUAAAGCGUUUGAAGCCGGUGCUUGAUGACGUUAUGGAUCACCAAAUUCCAUCAGAUGUAAAUCUAUGUAAAGAGUGUGAGGAAUUGGAUAAGCGAGUUAAUGAAGCUAGAGAUUUCAUUGAAAAAUGGAGUCCAAAGAUGAGCAGGAUUCACAGUAUUCUACAUGGUGGUACAUUGUUGAUCAAAUUACAGAGCACUUCACUAGAUAUCUGUCACAUGAUAGUUAGAUCCUUACAGUCACCUCCAUCUGUAUCAGUUUUGGCUAAUCUCCAGCACUAUAUCCAGGAACUUCAGUGUCUCAAGAAGGAACUGGCAAUGGUCUAUAUAGAAGAAGCACUGAGAAAUCAAAGAGACAAUAUUGAACCAAGCAAGGAGCAUCUGAAGGAAAUUAUUGAGUUACUUAAAUUGACACCAAAUCAGGAGCUCUUAAAAGAAAGCAUUGCUGUGGAAAAGGAAAGGGUGAACAUUGAAGCCAAUAAAAUGAUAGCGGACAUAGAAGAAAUUAAUGAAAUUGUGAAUCUUGUCCGUAGUUUGCGCGAUUAUAUGAUCAAAACUGAGUGCCCUUUAGUCAAGAGUGGUCUCUCAAUCCCUCCAUACUUCCUUUGUCCUUUAUCGUUGGAACUCAUGUUGGAUCCUGUUAUUGUGGCUUCAGGUCAAACAUAUGAGAGGCAAUCCAUCCAAAAGUGGCUUGAUCAUGGGCUGACAGUUUGUCCCAAAACUCGUCAGAGACUUACUCAUACAAAUCUCAUUCCCAAUUACACUGUCAAAGCUAUGAUAGCAACUUGGUGUGAGGAAAAUAAUGUUAAACUUUCUGGUAUUUCUGACCACAAAAAAUCUGCCUGUGUCACGUCCCCCAUGGAUAAUUUAUUGCCUCAAGAUGAUUGCCGUGUUGGGUCUCUCUCUAGUAGCAAUUCCAUUUCAAGAUCAUCUCUUCAAACUGAAAAUGCAUUUGAAAAGCAAAAGGUUGAUAACUCUUUCAGAUUAUGUGGAGAAUACAAUGGAUGCCAGAGUGGAGCAGCCGAAAGGUGUGAGCAAGAGUCCCCAUAUACUCACAGCAGAAGUGAAUCAUUUUCAAGUUCCAUUUCUAGUACUGAUUGUGCAGUUUCAAAAGAGGUGUCAGGGAUAUCCAACAGGCAUCAAAAUGUGAAGGUGCUCUCCGGAGAAAUCAAAAACACGUGUCCUUCUCCUGGUAACAAACAAUCAGGGAUAUCUCCUUGGAUAUCUGGAAAAACAUUUCAAAAUCCUGGAUCAAAUGUGGGAUUGUUGGAGAAUGGAAAUCAUAAUGAUAAUAAUAAUAGUGGUAGUCUGUCAAGAUAUGAUUCACAUUCUGUUUCAAACUCCGGGUCAGAUGAAUUGACCACCACAUCUCAUGUCUUUAGAUUGAUUGAAGACCUUCACAGUCAAUCAGUUGAAACACAGACUACUGCUGCUGAAGAAUUGAGGCUCCUUACAAAGCAUAACCAGGAAAACCGUGUCAUUGUAGGGCAGUGUGGGGCUUCCAUGCCUUUGCUUUCAUUGCUACAUUCAGACGUGAAGGUAACACAAGAGCAUGCUGUGACAGCUCUACUGAACUUGUCAAUUAAUGAAGAGAACAAGACUUUCAUCAUGGAAGCAGGAGCCAUAGAACCUCUCAUCCAUGUUUUGAAGACAGGAAAUGAUAGUGCCAAGGCGAAUUCUGCGGCAACUCUAUUCAGCCUCUCAGUACUUGAGAACAAUAAGGCAAGAAUUGGCCGUUCAAGAGCUGUUAAAGCUUUGGUUGAUCUUCUUGCCUCAGGAACUCUUAGAGGAAAGAAGGAUGCUGCUACUGCUUUAUUUAACCUUUCAAUAUUUCAUGAGAAUAAAGCUCGUAUAGUUCAAGCUGGAGCAGUGAAAUUUCUGGUUCGGUUAUUGGACGAAGCUAGUGGAAUGGUUGACAAGUCUGUUGCUCUUCUGUCAAACCUGUCAACCAUUCCAGAGGGCCGAUUAGAAAUUGCAAGGGAAAGGGGUAUCCCCUUACUUGUUGAAGUUGUUGAGUCAGGUUCUCAGAGGGGAAAGGAAAAUGCUGCCUCCAUUCUCUUGCAAUUGUGCCUUCAUAGUACUAAGUUCUGUAAUCUAGUUUUGCAAGAAGGAGCUGUCCCUCCCCUAGUUGCAUUAUCAGUAUCUGGUACACCAAGAGCAAAGGAAAAGGCACAACAGCUUCUCAGCCAUUUUCGCAAUCAGCGGGAAACAGCUGCUUCUGGGAAGGGAAAAUCAUGAACAUUGCAAAUUUGGUUACCCUAUUGCCCCUUUUUCUUGCCUAAGUAACAUGUGAUAGCUGCUGUCUUGGCCUAUAGGACUUUUGUUUCAUUGCAUUCUUUUGAUUUUUACAUGUAUCAUUUGCAAAGCUGUGUUCUUGUCAUAUUUCAGUGGCAUGUCAUUGCUUUUUCUCAGGUUCAAAAAAUAGGAUUGGGACACCAUUUCCUGGUUGCUCAUUUCUUCCCCUCUUCUGGGGUAUUAGUAUUUUCCAAGUUUUGUUUUGUAUGGACUUCUAAUUUUGUUCUUACUUUGGUAGCUGUUCUUGGGAGGAGAUAGGCUACAUUUCUGAAGCUUAAGCUUGGCAACAUGUAAACCACAAUGAUAUUCUGCUAGACCAUAACUGAUGUGGUCCCAAGUCGGUGUUGUAUAUAUUUGUACAUAUACUAUAGAUUUUUGUUAUCUACUAUAAAUCAUUGUACCUCUGAGCUUUUAUUUUUUAUAUAUUCAAUCAUGUCAACUUUGUGAUCUA
Messenger RNA from Vigna unguiculata (cowpea), 3143 nucleotides. RefSeq names its product ARM repeat superfamily protein. The record is from RefSeq and is a predicted model, not a curated record. Gene Ontology annotation, molecular function: protein binding; ubiquitin-protein transferase activity. Gene Ontology annotation, biological process: protein ubiquitination. Lineage: Eukaryota; Viridiplantae; Streptophyta; Magnoliopsida; Fabales; Fabaceae.